CGAAAGCAUCUAAUGGCUCUAACCGCUUUGUCACCUCCUGCAGAAACGUCCCACAAGUUCCACCCAAUCCGUUGGGGUGCGUAGCCUGCCCCCCCACCCCCAGUGCCAUGUACUUUCACCAGUUACUGUUGCCCCUUUGCGUUUAAAAGGAAAUGCUGCUUUGAGGUCCUUUUUCAGACUUUAGUAACUGUGAGAACUGUAAUCUCCAUCAGCGGGGACUUUAUCGCACAAGGGCCACCCUGUUUCACCCUUGUUUUGCAGGAACGGCACAACCGCGUUCAGGAAUGAGAUGGGGCUGUGAAAAGUGUGCCUGCCUUGCCUCUUGGCGGCAUACGUACUGUAGACCGUUCCAGAACUUCUUCAGCAUGGCCUUUAGGAGCCUCCAUUUUCCUUGGAUGCCUGUUUUUCCUCACCGGUGUGACCAGAGCCACGGUGCCAUUUCAUUGGGUACCAGCUUCCAAAGCGGAAAUUGGGCAGAAUUUGAUGGGACGCAAAAAACGAUUGAUAUCGAGCGCUGGUUUAUUCCGCUGGUUUGCAGUGUCAGUGGAGCAGCUCCCGGGAGACCCCGCGCCGGAGAACGUGCGUUGGGGUGAACUCCGCCGGGCCUACAGGUGAUACAGGAUUAACGCACAGCUCUUCCGCCCCACACCAGGUCGCGGGAUCCACACACUGCUCUCCGGGAAGGACGGUGCAAGAAAAGCAGGCCGAACUGUAGCCCGACAGCCGCGGAGCCAGCAGAAGUUCUUCGCUAUGGACGUAGAUGAGGAGGAGAACAUGAGUUCGUGCAGCACCGACGUAAAGGAAAACCGCAACCUGGACAACGUCUCCUCCAAGGAGGGGGCAGGCGAGGGCACCCCGCUCCCAAACGGCAGCGGUGGGGGCGGCCGGAAGCGGCCGCUCGAGGAGGGCAAUAAUGGGCAUGCGCACUCCAAGUUCAGGCCCAAGAAGCGCAAGAAAACGCCGGGGCCCGUGCUGCCCAAGAACGCGCUGAUGCAGUUGAAUGAGAUCAAGCCGGGCCUGCAGUACAAGCUGCUCUCGCAGACGGGCCCCGUGCACGCGCCCGUCUUCGUCAUGACCGUCGAGGUUAACGGGCAGCUCUUCGAGGGCUCCGGCCCCACCAAGAAGAAGGCCAAGCUGAGCGCGGCCGAGAAGGCGCUGCGCUCCUUCGUGCAGUUCCCCAAUGCUUCCGAGGCUCAUCUGGCCAUGGGCCGCACGCUUAGCGUCAACACCGACUUCACCUCCGACCAGGCCGACUUUCCGGACAUGCUCUUCAAUGGCUUCGAGACGCCCGCCCCCCCCGAGGAGCCCUUCUACUUGGCCUCCAACGGCAACGGCUCCUUCGGCUCGCUGGGGGAGUACCCCCUGCCCGCGGCGACGGGCACCGGCAGCCUGGCGCAGUCGCCGCUGCCCCCGCCCUCCGCCUUCUCCUCGCCCUCCGGCGGCAAGAACCCGGUCAUGAUUCUCAACGAGCUACGGCCGGGUCUCAAGUACGAGUUUGUGUCGGAGAGCGGCGAGAGCCACGCCAAGAAUUUCGUCAUGGCCGUGACGGUGGACUCGCAGACCUUCGAGGGCUCCGGCCGCAACAAGAAGCUGGCCAAGGCGCGUGCUGCGCAGGCGGCCCUCUCCACGCUCUUCAACAUGCAGCUAGACCAGACGCCCUCCCGCCAGCCCAUCCCCCGAGAGGGCCUGCAACUGCACCUGCCCCAGGUGUUGGCCGACGCCGUCUCCCGGCUGGUGGUGGACAAGUUCAGCGAGCUGACGGACAACUUCACCUCCCCUCACGCGCGGCGGAAAGUCCUCGCUGGGGUCGUCAUGACAACAGGCACCGAUGUCAAGGAGGCCCAAGUAAUCUGCGUUUCCACGGGAACCAAGUGCAUAAACGGGGAGUACAUGAGCGACCGAGGCCUGGCGCUGAACGACUGCCACGCCGAGAUCAUUGCCCGCCGCUCCCUCAUCCGGUACCUGUACUCCCAGCUGGAGUACUACCUCAGCAACAACAAGGAAGAGCAGCAAAAGUCCAUCUUCACCAGGUGUGAGAAGCAUGGGUACAAGCUGAAGGACAACGUGCAGUUCCACCUGUACAUCAGCACCUCGCCCUGUGGGGACGCCCGCAUUUUCUCGCCCCAUGAAGCUGGAGUGGAAGACCAGGGAGACAGACACCCCAACAGGAAGGCGCGGGGGCAGCUGCGGACCAAGAUCGAGUCCGGAGAGGGGACCAUCCCCGUGAGGUCCAGCAACACCAUCCAGACGUGGGACGGCGUCCUGCAGGGGGAAAGGCUGCUCACCAUGUCCUGUAGUGACAAGAUCGCCAGGUGGAACGUCGUGGGGGUCCAAGGCUCGCUGAUGAGCUACUUCACGGAGCCCAUCUACUUCUCCAGCAUCAUCCUGGGCAGCCUGUACCACGCAGACCACCUCUCCCGCGCCAUGUACCAGCGUAUCGCUGACAUCGAGGACCUGCCCCAGCAGUUCACCCUGAACAGACCCCUGCUCAGCGGGAUCAGCAACGCCGAGGCCCGGCAGCCCGGAAAGGCCCCCAACUUCAGCGUGAACUGGACGGUCGGGGACCAGGCGCUGGAGGUGAUCAACGCCACCACGGGGAAGGACGACAUGGGCCGACCGUCGCGCCUCUGCAAGCACGCCCUCUACAGCCGCUGGGUGCGCCUGCACGCCAAGCUUUUGUCCACGCUACGGAUCAGAGGGCCCAAGCCAAGCUCGUAUCACGAAGCCAAGCAGGCGGCCGUGGAGUACCACACGGCCAAGCAGACGCUCAUCAAGGCCUUCCACAAGGCAGGUCUAGGAGCCUGGGUGAAGAAACCCAUUGAACAGGACCAGUUUUCCCUCAGCUCCUGAGAAGAGGCUGGGCGCUGGCGGGAGGAGGCCGAGGUGCCAGACUACCAGCGUGUUUCCGUGUGUGUGUGUGUGUGUGUGUGUGUGUGUGUGUGUGUGCGCUCGCAUAUGCGUUCGUAAGUGCUUGUUGGUCCACAACCAGACCUCUCAGCCCUUCCAAUUUUCAUUCCUCCUCGUCCUUGACGGUUUUUUUUUUUUUUUUUUUUUUGGCUGUCCCACGUGUCACCAUUACCGCAGUUAUCGUUCGCAAAAGAACAUUUCUCUCAUUAAUUUGUCAUCGGUCAAAUUGCAUUACCUGAAGUCUUGUUCAUUUUAAACUGGAAAUGGAAAUGUUGUUUAUAUUUCGUUGUUUUAUUUUCUUUUAGAAAAGGUAUAAAAUAACAUUUUAUAAGUGAGAAAGGAUACAGAAGAAAACAGAGCCAGUUACCUAGACAACGUUGCCUAAACAGCACGUUAGCACGUUAAUGCCAAAUAGCGUGUGUGUGUGUGUGUGUGUGUGUGUGUGUGUGUGUGUGUGUGUGUGUGUGCGUGUGCGCGCACGCGCGUUCCGGUAGGCUACUCGACUAGAAUCGGAGCAGGGGGUCGUGGGUGUUUCUGUCUUCGUGUGUCGUGUGCCCGCAGCAGCAGGUCCGCAAAUCAUAAAAUCCGACGUCCUUUCACGCAUAUUCAGUGCUGGCUGAUUUUAUAUUUAAAAAAUUCGCUGUAGAUUUUUGUCAAAGUACCGAACUGCUUGAGGAUAUUUUCUAUGCUUGUUUUCUAGAGAAUUCUAAAGGGGGGGGUGGUGGGGGGAAGGCAUUGCGUCCACCUCUGUCUCUGUUUUCUGUCCUGUUGAAGUUCAACAGUUCCAUCUAAGAACAGUUGUAAUUCUUACAAAGUCAUGGUUUUAUUAGCAAUAUUUCACAUUAUCAUGGGAAAUGUUCUUUUCCUUUACAGAGUAGAAUAAAUAAAGGAACCUUUUGCCCUUCAAGAUCUUGUUAGACUUAAAAGGUUGAACUGUCUGUUACGGUGAAGUCGCAAAAGGUUUUCAUUUUGAUUUGAAUUAUAAUACACCUGAAUUGCUAUCGCCUUUUAUUAAUGUCAAGCGGAUGCAAACCUGAACUGCAUUUUGAUAGACUGGGACGGUGCAUAUUUUUUCGUUCUCACCACUGCAAAUGCAUGUUUGCACUGUGUCAAAUGGAAAUGUGUCCACUGUAACAAAUGCACUUUUGUCUUAAUAAGGAUACGGUUAGAUUUUGACAGCCUCUUAUCGACGAACUGUCUCUUAUUCCUUGGUCUUAGAUGUGCAGCUACAUUUACGAUGCCAAAUGGAUCGUUGGUGACACGGGGGCAGGCGGUUGCAUGGACCGCACUGCUACUAACAGAAUCGAGGUUCAAAACACGUCCGUCUCCAGGUUCAGAGAUUGAAAAUAUCUUUCGUAGCCGUUUCCACAAAAGAGAUUUUGUGUGGGAAACAUAUAUAUGUACACAUACAUGCACGCUUGCGUAACAUUUCCGAUGUUUUUACUUCAAAUAAGACCGUUUUAAUUGGAGUUUAGAAUAUAUAUUUUUAAUUGGGAUAGUUGAAUGACUUUUUAAUAAUGCAUGUUUAUUGUUGAAUGAAGCCAUCUUUCUGCAUGGGAACGAAAGCACUUCUGCGGGGGUCAUCCCAUCAUUUUCCCUCUCGUGGUGAGUUUCUGUGCUCUGCGAGCCUCUCGCGUGGCUUUCCGGCGUUGACCGUGAAUGGGAGCCGCAGGGCCGGCUCACUCGAACCCCUGCCGGCGCUGCUUCGCGCAGCUCCUCGGCUCAAAGGACGAGCGCAUGCUCGCGCAGGCGAAGGCCGCACCGCUCGCUGUAAAUAGAGUUCUUGCCGAAGCUUGGCACUCCGCACCCGUAGGAUCCAACGGUGCCCCGACAGCACCGCAGCGAUGUGGCCUCCACUCUGACCUGCCGGGUGAUGCCUUUCGCAGCUUUCACACCGCUUCGCACUCGCCAUAAUACGCUUGUUUUGCGCUGAACAGAAAACACCGUCCGUAGCACGUCAACUGUACGACACGCAGCCGGGCUCCAGUGGGAGGUACGUCCAUUCGUUAGCAAGUCUGCAGUAUGAAUGAACACAGAAGGAGUAAAAAUUGAAACUGAGUGAUAUUUUGGCACGUUUGAUAAAAAGUAAUAUUGCAUUCUUAUGCAGAUUGGUGGUUCCAUCAACAGCUGAUCAUAUAUGAUACCCCGUCGAUUUCGACCUGCAGUUUGUUCGGCUUUUGUCAGCGACGUCACGUAUGACGCAGUGGUGUCUGACUGAACUUUGCACUUUUCUCGUUGAGGCUUCGCCGUGUUGGUGGACUUGUCUCGCAAUUUGAGACAAACUCGAGUUUUUCGGUUCGAAUGUUGGAGUUUUUCAGUACGUGGGAUGGCCAGGGUUUGAUAGAAGCUUUUUUGCAUCCCUUCCCGAAGCGUAGCGUGACAGCAGCGUGCCGCAGGCAUUGUGGUCGAAACCCACUGGGAUCUGACCAGCAUUUCUCGUGCCAUUUGCUAGGCUGCUCUCCAAGCACCACCCGUGUAGAUUCUGCAGGGACUGCUGAACUGUGAACAUUGAAACCCACAGGCAGUAUGGCCACAGACACACAAACACACACACACUUUUUUUAAAAUGGCCAGCUCUGGUUUAUUGGAACCUGCAGAGAAAGGAAUUUUGUGUCCAGACGGCAGUGCAUGUCGACUGAGCCAUGCUUCAUUCCAAUAUAUGUGUGUGUGCACGUCUUCAUUUGUGCAUACGGUGUGCGUGUGGCUGUUUCUUCACCUGCUGCAAAGCCUCAUGGGCACUCCGCAAUGAUGUCACCGCAAUAGAAUGGCGGAGAACCUUCACCAAAGAUGAUGUCAUUAGAUUUCUGCUUCUUUUGUUUGUUUGUUUCUGAGUGGAUGCUAACUUCUAAACUCUGAGUUGCUAGUCUCGUGGCAGAGAUAGCUGGGUGUACUACUUUUUGUUCUCGUUUUUUACGUUAAUUUGACUAAUGUAUUUUAUUUUGUAUAAAAAGGACACUUAAGUGUAUAAUUUUAUUCUAGCUUUGUGAACAGAUGCAAUUGAUAUUUCAGUAUUUCUGUAGCUAUGGAUUCCAAGAUGUAAAUAUUGUGAACCUGAUGUUGUUUCAAAUGGUGGAAAUUCUACACGUGUAACACAAACCGAUGUGUAUUGCACACUCACACUCCCCAGAGCACCUUUCUUAUUUCAGAAUUACAGAACUCGUCGAAAAUCAUAUAUACGCCAUUAUAUUUAUAUAAACCUGCUGUUCCUACCCCAGAGUUGCUAACUGUGAUAUAUCCAAUUUGGAUUUAUCCUCACACCUUAUUAAACCGGCACUUUGUGCCAAAGACACAUCCUACGGUCUCUCACAAAUUCUGCAAAUAUUUGCAGCUCAAAUGGUUUAUUGCUUAUCCCCGCUGAAGCCACAGUCGAAUGGUUUCCGGUAGCAGAGUCAUUGUAGUGUGCAUAUUGAGCAUGCAGAGUGCGAGCGUGUUAUUGAAAGGCCUUUCAGAGCACAGUGGAGCGUGCACAGGGCUGCCUGUUUGUUACCACGGUCGCCCGGCGCUGCGCUCUUUAGAUUAAUGACUCCAGGCUCGGUCGGGAAGGGGGGGCAGGGGGUGUUAGCAUGCUGAGGGCGUGGUCAUUCAGGCACUGAUGUGACAGCACCGUGUUAUUACAUGGAAGGAUUUCAUCACGCUCUCGAUGAGCCGGGGUCACACACCCAUGUCGAAGAUCACUUGCGCAUCACGUAAGGACCGUGGACCUCAGGCUUGCAGUCCAAGUUGUGCGCAGCACAUAUACGCUGACGGCAACUCGCAAGAGGAGGACCUUUGUUUUGUCGUCCCCGGGCGAGAAGCAGGUGAACGACGGCACGAAAGAGACCGAGCGACACAGACCGGCUGUGCUGCCAGGCCUGUUUUGCGGCCGUCGACCACCUUCCGCCUGUCCCAGCGGUGACCUCCCGGACCUUCUGAACUGUGUUGUGUUCGGUGAGUGUAGCGGCGGGCGCGCCAGGGGUCCGCACCCUUGUCCAGCCCACCGUGUCCUCUGUGACAUCCCACACACGGGCCAGCUGCAUGAACUCCCACACCAAGCCUGCACCCAGCAUGAGUGAAAUGAGAAAAAAUAAACAAAAAAUGUACAUGUAGAA
Molecule: messenger RNA, 6995 nt
Organism: Scleropages formosus (Asian bonytongue)
Lineage: Eukaryota; Metazoa; Chordata; Actinopteri; Osteoglossiformes; Osteoglossidae
Product: double-stranded RNA-specific editase 1-like
Exons: 13
Coding region: 751-2850 (699 amino acids)
Biological process (GO): RNA processing; adenosine to inosine editing
Cellular component (GO): nucleolus; cytoplasm
Molecular function (GO): double-stranded RNA binding; adenosine deaminase activity; double-stranded RNA adenosine deaminase activity
Source: RefSeq, a predicted model, not a curated record